AUGGGCAUCCAUGCUGUUAGCGUCAUGCUAGAGGCUCUCAAUAGAGAUGCCCAACAUGCUACUUUCGCCAAGUUCAUUCAAAAUGAACUUGACGCUGAACGCGAGAAAGUAGCCUUGCUUCACCAACAAGGUUCUCAACAAGCAGAGUUGUUGAGAGAACAGGGUGCUCAACAGUUUGAACUGUUGAGACAGCAGCAGGCUGCUGCUGGUGGGUCGAUGCAUUCGCGUCGACCCGAAACCUUGAAGAUUGACAUCUCCAAGGCGCGUCGCAUCGACGACGGGGAUAUGCAAGCUGCAUUUGCCCAGUCAAAUCUGGCAGGACGUGCCAAGACUUGGGCACUGGGGCUCAAGUUGCACGACCCAUAUGCGUUUGGGUCGUUGGAAGUCUUCAAGUCGCGGCUCAGACAAACGUUUGAACCGCCUAGAGCUGAGUUCAGGGCUCGAACCGAAAUCUUGAAGCUCAAACAGAGUAAGCGUGAUGUUCACGCUUACGCCCAACAACUACGACAUCUUACGAGUUGUACAAGUUCCAAUCCGGUGGAUGAACACACGUUGGUUUCGGUGUUCAUGCAGGGUCUUGCGGAUGGUCCCGUCAAGACUCACCUGUUCCGGCUUGAACUAGAUUCACUAGAACAAGCCAUUUCCAUUGCGGAGCAGGAAGAAUUCAGUCUGAGACAGGCUCGCGCCAGCUCGACAUCAUAUCGUCAACCGAGACGAUAUGAUAGCGGAGGUCCAGAGCCGAUGGAACUCUGUUAUGUAGAGAGCGAGAAGGCUCGCUCUACAGGCUACAAGAAGUUGCAGAGAUGCAACAGAUGUCAAAAGACAGGACACUACGCUUACGAGUGUAGUGCCCCUCGUCCAGUGUCUCGCGACACUGGGCGUAGUGACCGUCCACCCAUGAGAAAGGGGCAGGGACGAGGGUCCGCAGUUGGUGCAAAGACGCAACAACGGGAUGGACCGUCAAAAAACGGACAGGAUCAGUAG
Peronospora matthiolae is the source of this 984-nucleotide messenger RNA. The record is from the annotation of a GenBank genome assembly. NCBI's taxonomy places the organism in Eukaryota, Oomycota, Peronosporomycetes, Peronosporales, Peronosporaceae.